Messenger RNA from Aspergillus saccharolyticus JOP 1030-1, 2483 nucleotides. Its product is annotated as exosome non-catalytic core subunit RRP4. Lineage: Eukaryota; Fungi; Ascomycota; Eurotiomycetes; Eurotiales; Aspergillaceae. Bases 122 to 2314 code for a protein of 730 amino acids. Gene Ontology annotation, cellular component: cytoplasmic exosome (RNase complex); nucleus; Ino80 complex. Gene Ontology annotation, biological process: chromatin remodeling; CUT catabolic process; poly(A)-dependent snoRNA 3'-end processing. The transcript has 5 exons. The record is from RefSeq and is a predicted model, not a curated record. Gene Ontology annotation, molecular function: RNA binding.
CACUCAUCUUCCCUUAAUGAGAUCCUCGACUUUUACCAUCGAGCGGCAAGAACGCAGUUGAGAUCCCCGUCAGACUGAGAUUUAAACCCCCUCGUGACAAAAAUUGUGCCUCGCAUCCGCCAUGUCUCAAUUUGAUGAUACAAGAUCGAUGGCAGAAAGUCUGCCGGAUGCCUCCGUUGGCGCCCCUGCUCGGCCCUCCUACAAGUCUUUCAAAAAGAAGUUUGCGAAGCUUAAGAUGAGAUUUGAAAUGCAGAUGGGAGAGAGCGACGCGCUCAUUCGCGAAGAAUUGCGCAUCGAGGAUCUUUCGAAGAGAAUACAGGAACAGAAUGAUCAACUGUUAGAGGUCCUGCUUGAGUUCAACGACAGCCUCCACGUGUCUCCCAGUCUACGAUACGACUUGAGUGCGCCAGGCGAUGAGACCUUUUUGCCGCCUCCUGAUAGAGAUAUUCCGGCCUCUUAUAAUGAUCCCGCCAUCGCGGGAUCUAUGUUGAAGGAUGCGAAAGGCCGUAUGGCUGCUGGUCGGAUGACUACCAAUGCCUAUCGUGAACUGGAGGACGACGUUCGGCGAAGCAAAGCGUUUGCACCGCGCCUGCUGUACACUUCCUUGAUGCAAUUUCCUCAUUCUGCCCCUUUGCCCGACGACCAACCCGAGGAUCAGUAUCCCGCCCACGUGCUUGGCUUCAUGACUCCUGAGCAUGAAACCGAGUACUACCUGGCCCUGGACGCUAAGCUCGGUGAUGAGAGUGCCAUUGAGCAGCUAUUGUCCAUGCCCAAUAAAUCAUCAUUCGUCGAGCGCACGCGGGAUGCUAAUCUCCGUAUACCCAUAUCCGUGCAUAAUUGGCUUCGGCGGAAUCAGCCGCAGAUCUUCCUUCAAGACAACGAGAACGCAUCCGAGAAGUCUGGCUCUCGGCCCUCGCGUGCGUCCAAGAGAGCUACUGCCCAGGCUCGAAAGGAGGAGGAUAUGUAUGAUGAUGAAGGCUCUUUCAUGGAGACAGCAUCGGCUACCGGGACCGCUAAGGGCAAGCGUAAGCGGGACGAAGACAGUGGAUAUCGACCUAAGGGUGGCAGCAGCCGUCCGAGCCGCAAGAAGAAGGAUGAUGAUGGUUCUACUCCUGCCAAGCGGACAUCGAAGCGGGCCUCUGGUGUAGCUCCAAUCAUGGCUAUUACCAUUCUGCCCCCGGUGGUAGAAAAUGUCGAUCUGCCUGACUUCGACUCCGACUCAGAUGCCAUGUCCGUCGAUUCGGACGGCGGCGUGCAAUUGGCAAAGGACAGUUCAUCUAGACCCAGCAAGCGCCAACGCGUGGUUGAAGGCACCAAUAUUGUCGCUGGAGUAUUGACGCCUGGUGAGGUCGUCACUGAUGAUCCGCAAUGGAUGAGAGGUCAUGGCACCUAUACGAAUCCACUAUCAACCUCUAUCAUCGCCACUGUUGCUGGUGCGGUGCAAAAGACCAAUAAACUGCUUUCCGUUCAGCCCCUUCGUGCACGAUACACUCCGGAGAUUGGUGAUCUGGUGGUAGGGCGCAUUGUCGAAGUACAGUCCCGCCGGUGGAAAGUCGAUGUCGCCGCCCCUCUGCUCGCUCAAUUACCUUUAUCAGCGAUCAAUCUACCGGGAGGUAUUCUCCGACGCCGCACAAGCGCCGAUGAAUUGCAAAUCCGAACCUUCUUCAGCGAAGGAGAUCUAGUCGUGGCUGAGGUGCAAAGUGUACAUUCGGAUGGAGGCGCAUCACUUCAUACGCGGUCCUUGAAAUACGGAAAACUGAGAAACGGCGUAUUUCUGGCCGUGACGGGCACGGGCGGCAGUGGCGCAUCUAGCUCGACUGUCAAGGGUGGUGCAGGAAGCGCGGCGGCUGCGACGGGUGCUGUCGGCGGCGUGGUACGAUCACGGAGACAGGUUUGGACAGUCAGCACUGCCAAUGGAGGCGGAGAUGUUGAUGUGAUUCUUGGAGUGAAUGGGUAUAUUUGGAUUUCGAAGCACGCAGAUGGGGCCACGGCCGCCUCGUCGACGACAGAGAACGUCUCAAUCACCCGCAUGGAAGAAAUGGUGUCGAGCUCGAUCUACUCCAGCCAAAAUGACGAGAUACCACCUCAGACGAGACGCGAAAUCGCCCGGUUAGCGCAGUGUAUCCGAGUCCUAGUGAACGGGGGGAUUCGGGUGGAUGAGGAAACGGUAAUGAGCGCAUAUGAAGCUAGUCUCCAGGUGGAUCUGGAGCUCGGUGACGAUGAGGAUGAAGAUGAACGGCGACACGAGGGUCGCGAGUACUUGGAGGGGAGCAAAGCGCAGCGUAUCCUCGAGUUGGUCUUACAACGGAAAUAGAUGGAUAUAUGACUACGAUUACUCUUGAUGUGAUGUUCAGAUGAGAUUUUAAGAUACCCCCCACCUCCCCCUCCCCUCGCAUGACUUCCUACCAGAUCACAUCCGGUUUUCUUCCUGUGUCUCUUUUGUCAAUUAGAAGAGCCCCGCAUCACGUGAUGAUAAAGUGAGC